ACAAUGAAUGUGCUGAGGACACAUGUUUACAAUGAUAGGGGGAGAGAGGGGGAAGAAUGGAGCUGCUGCACAGGACCACUGCACACUAUGGUGCCUCUAUUAAACAGCCUGACAGUCAAGGGAGCUAAUGCAAGUCACUGCAGAAGGACACCAGAGUGGCUGGGUGUCAUGUGAUACACAUGCAGUACAAUCAUUCAAUGAGUGAUCACAAAGGCUGAUAGCGUUUGUUUUUGACGUCACUGUUCUGUUCUAAGUACAACACACUCCCUGUUCCCUGCUAUCUCAAACAAGAAGGAGGUGACACAGCAACGACAUUGGUCAUUUCUCAGGGAUGACCAGUUCUCAGCUGCUGGACACUUCAUCCACAGAGUCUGUGUUUGGUGCUCAGGCUCCCCCCAGGAUGGCAUCCACAGUGUCUGCGGUCCCGCAUGGAGUCUUUGGCCUCUCGCCGCCCCCUCAUGCGGUUUGGCCUCCUCUGGACUUCGCCCUGGGUGCUCUGGCCUGCUGCGCGGCGUGUGUGUUCACCAAUCCCCUGGAGGUUGUAAAGACCCGUCUGCAGCUCCAGGGAGAGCUGUGCGCUCGUGGAUCCUACCAGAGGCACUACAGGGGAGCCCUCCAGGCCCUGUGGGUGGUGGGCCGCACAGACGGGCUCCGGGGUCUGCAGAAGGGGCUCUCGGUCGGCCUGAUCUACCAGGGUGUGAUGAAUGGUGUACGGCUGGGCUCCUAUUCCUACUGUGAAGCUUUGGGUAUAACCUCACUCCACGGGGGCAGUCUUCUCUCAGGGGCAGGGGCUGGGGCACUGGGCGCCUUCAUUGCCUCUCCCGCCUACCUGGUGAAGACUCAUCUCCAAGCUCAAACUGUGCAAGCCAUAGCAGUCGGUCACCAGCAUAACCAUCUGGGAGUGUCCGAUGCCUUUGUCUCCAUCUAUAGAAGAGAAGGUCUGAUUGGUCUCUGGAGGGGUGUGAACGGGGCCGUGCCCCGAGUCAUGGUGGGAUCAGCUGCUCAGCUGGCGACCUUCACCUCGGCCAAGGACUGGGUGUCACAUUCCCAGUGGCUCAGUCCAAACAGGUGGCUCACGACACUGAUCGCUGCCAUGAUCAGCGGCGUCGCCGUGGCCGUCAGCAUGACGCCAUUUGACGUCAUUAGCACGAGGCUCUACAACCAGCCCGUGGAUGAGUUUCGUCGGGGACGUCUGUACCACGGGUUUUCAGACUGUAUGCUGAAGGUGUGCCAAGCUGAAGGUCUGCUGGGGUUGUACAAGGGCAUGGGCCCCGUCUUCCUGCGUUUGGCCCCACACACAGUGCUCAGCAUGAUGUUCUGGGACCUGAUGAGGCAUCAUGGAGUCGACCAGAGCCAGGGGAGCAGCUAAAACUCCCCAAAUGCUACGGCUGGACUCAGUUAGAGCCGUCGGAGUGGUCCAUCAGUGAAUAAAAGACAAAUGACAUUUCUACGAUUAGUGAUAGCAAUGUCAUGUCUGUACAGCAGUCAGAGCCAGGGUAGAUGAGUCGUAUUGUUUCCAGUCUUUAUGCUGUACUUUUAUAUGAACUGUGCACGGUGACUGUCGCCUCACAGCAAGAAGGUUCCCGGUUCUUCCUGUGUUGCGUGUUCUCGCCGAGCCUGCAUCGGUUUUCUCACGGUACUCCCGUUUCCUGCCACAGUUGAAAGACAUUUCAGAUCGUGGUUAGAAUAAUUAACCGUGAGCAUGAACGAUUGUUCGUCUCUAUAUGUUUGCACUGCGAUAAUGACAACCUCUCCAGUGUCUCUCGCCUCCCGCCCAAUGUCAGCUGAGAUUGGCUCCAGCUCCCAUCGUGAACCUCAAAGGAUAAUAGGGAUAGAUAAUAGAUAAUGGUUGGAUGGAGACACGAGUGCUGUAUCAAUGUUCUCCGUCAGAACGUGAAUAAGCACAUUUCCCAAAAUGUCAAGUAAUUCCUCUCAGAGAGCAAUUCUCUCCCAGGAUGUAAGGAUGUCGGAUUGACAUACAAAUACAGAAGACGGACAAAUGUUGCACUCCAAUACAUAUGAAUGAAGCUGUCGACAAACUAUCAGGUUUUUGCCUUAAAAUGCCUCAAAUGCAAAAAGCGAUUUCUCAUGUCUCAAGCAAUUUAAAGAAGCACAAGAACAAAUCUGGAUUAUUAAAAAAGUGUCUAUUCCAUGUAUAUAAUCCAGUGUGGCUGCUGUAACGUGUUGUGGUUUAAUACAUACCUCUUGUUGCCUUUGUUGUAUAGAAAAUAACUUGAUGGGAAUAUCUUGUAUCUACUGUCACCAAGAAUGCCAUUGGAUUUUUGAGGUUUUUAUUUAAAACAAGGGAACUUGAAUCCUUUGAACAACUGUUUAUAAAAAUGAGAAUAAUAUUAAUAAAAACAUUUUCUUGUAUGAAA
Limanda limanda (common dab) is the source of this 2378-nucleotide messenger RNA. RefSeq names its product solute carrier family 25 member 34 (gene slc25a34). The coding region runs from base 332 to 1369 and encodes 345 amino acids. The transcript is spliced from 6 exons. The record is from RefSeq and is a predicted model, not a curated record. Lineage: Eukaryota; Metazoa; Chordata; Actinopteri; Pleuronectiformes; Pleuronectidae.